Messenger RNA from Klebsormidium nitens, 1911 nucleotides. Lineage: Eukaryota; Viridiplantae; Streptophyta; Klebsormidiophyceae; Klebsormidiales; Klebsormidiaceae. The record is from the annotation of a GenBank genome assembly.
CUGACCAGUGAUAACCUAAACAAUACAUUGACGUGCUGGUACCUACAAUGUUGGCAAUCCUGAGCGCUUGAAUGCACCUCAGGUUCAGCUCAUGAGAUAGCUUGCAAUUCCUGGACAAGCCAAAGAUCGGAUAAUAGGCAAAGAUCAAGGCAUUAUUAAAGGCUUCGUCCGUGAAGAUGCUCCUUAUCUGAGAAUUCCAAGGUUUUCAAUCGUUAAUCUACCAGAUGUCCAAAGGAGGAGUCCUCUCCUGUGAACGCGCUGGUCACACGAACAGGUCCAGUUGAGUAGCCGCAGUCGAGAGAAGCAAUCAUUGUGGUGAAGGAUCUAAGACAAUCAACACGGGGCGCAUUUAAAGAAGCAGGGGAGCAGAGAUUCGCAAAGACAGGUCCAUACCCCAGUCUGCGAGCGGAAGCGAAAGUAGCAAUGGGGUUCAUGCACCGAGUCCCCGGGGGGGAAUCCACCUCCACAAAGUACUUCCUUGCCCUUGUGGCUGUGGUCUUUGCUUUUCUGACUUCAGGCAUCGUCUUUGGCUACUCCGGCCUGAUCAAGGUUUUCGUCUAUGACGUCAAGGCGUUUGCGGAGUUCUGCGAGGGGCCGCCCCCGUGCCACGCACAGACGGACCGCCUCACGCUUAUGUACACCAUUGCGGCGACCACAAUUUCGGGGUGCGCCAUCUUUGUGGGGAUGUUCCUGGACUACUUCGGGCCGCGGAUCACGGCGUGCGUUGGGUCGAUCAUCUUCGGUUUCGGUCUUGCGGCUCUCGCGAUGGCCGCCCACGUGUCGUCUCUGCUAUACUACCUGGGCUACUUUCUACUGGCUCUGGCGGGACCGUGCAUCUUCAACUCCCUCAUCUGCUUUGGGGAGCUCUUCCCCGAAUCCUCGGCGAUGAUCAUCGCCGCUCUGAACGGGGCCUUCGACUCCUCCGCCGUCGUCAUGUUCGCCUUCGGCCAGGCCGUCGACAUAUUCGGCAUUCCCUUCCAACUGGUUUGCCUCGCGUAUAUGGUGGUGCCGGUUACCAUCUUCGUCUGCAGCCUCUUCCUCUUCCCGGACCAGCCGUUCGGAAGCGGGGCCAACUCGAAGAAUAAGGGUGAGAUCUUCCGGGUGUGGAGUCUGAAGCAUACCAAGGAGGUAACGAGGGCCAAAGCGCAAGGGAUCCCCGUAAACGCAGAGGUCACAGUUCCUCUCCUCAACGAUACGGGCGACAAGCCGCACUCGGACAUUUACAACACGGAGUUCACGCAGCAGCUCAAGUCGGGCAUCUUCUGGAGCAUGACAGCUGUCACCGCGUUCCUGGUGCUACGUGUCAAUUUCUACAUCGCCACGAUCUUCGACCAGCUGCUGUUCACGGCCAAGAUGCAGGCGCCGCGCAGCGCGCUCGUCAUGGCAAACUCGUAUACUGCCUUGUUCAACUACGUACUGCCCUUCGGCGGCGUCCUCAUGGUUCCGUUUGUGGGUUGGUCGCUAACCGACCUGGGUUUGGGGCCAUCGUUCUUCCUCAUCGCCAUCCUGAAUGAGACCUUCUCCAUCGUGUCAACCCUCAACUGGAUCCCCAUCAAGUAUCAGAUCAUCGCAUUCGUCGCCUACUCCGCGAACCGUCCGUACCUCUUCGGCGCCAUGGCCGCGUACCUCGGACGCCUCUUCGGUUUCCGCAACUUCGGCAAACUUUUCGGCAUCGCCCGGUUGGCGGGCGCCAUAAGCACAUCGCUAAUCAGCACCCUAACCGAACUCGCGAAGCACAAGUUUGGGGGCGACUACUUCUGGAUUAACGUCGGGUUUGAUGUGGCCGGGUUGUUGCUGUUUAUAUUCCCGUUUUAUCUGGUUCACUACGUCUUUUACGGGUUUGCGAUUCGCCCAAAAGACGUACCCCACGACGAGGACGAGGAUGGCGAGCCGAGUACCGUUUUGGCAUAG